Messenger RNA from Fragaria vesca subsp. vesca, 1630 nucleotides. Its product is annotated as heat shock cognate 70 kDa protein-like. The coding region runs from base 1 to 1566 and encodes 521 amino acids. The record is from RefSeq and is a predicted model, not a curated record. Gene Ontology annotation, cellular component: cytoplasm. The transcript is spliced from 2 exons. Gene Ontology annotation, biological process: protein refolding; cellular response to unfolded protein. Lineage: Eukaryota; Viridiplantae; Streptophyta; Magnoliopsida; Rosales; Rosaceae. Gene Ontology annotation, molecular function: heat shock protein binding; misfolded protein binding; ATP hydrolysis activity.
AUGGCAGGAGCAGCAGGCCGUGCAAUUGGAAUUGAUCUGGGGACUACAUAUUCGUGUGUAGCAGUGUGGGAGCACGAGCAGGGUCAUGUAGAAAUCAUAGUGAAUGAUCAGGGAAAUAGAACUACACCAUCUUAUGUUGCGUUCACUGAUACUGAGAGCUUAGUAGGGGAUGCAGCAUUUAACCAAAUCCUGAGAAAUCCCACCAACUCAAUCUUUGAUGCUAAAAGGUUAAUUGGUAGGAAAUUCAGUGACGAUUCUAUUCAAGGCGAUGUGAAACUUUGGCCAUUCAAGGUCAUUGAAGGUCCUGAAGAUAAGCCUAUGAUUGUGGUUACCUAUCAGGAACAGGAAAAGCAAUUUACUGCUGAAGAAAUCUCAUCCAUGGUUCUCACAAAGAUGCGGAAGAUUGCUGAGGCAUACCUUGGAUCAACGGUGACAAAUGCAGUCAUCACUGUCCCUGCUUACUUCAAUAACUCUCAACGCCAGGCUACAAAAGAUGCAGGUGCCACUGCUGGCCUAAAUGUGAUGCGCAUCAUUAAUGAACCAACUGCUGCAGCCAUUGCUUAUGGUAUUGACAAGAAGGCCAAUUGGCAUGGCAAGAGAAAUGUGAUGAUAUUUGAUUUAGGUGGAGGUACUUUAGACGUGUCAUUACUUACAAUAGGUGAUGGUGAUUUUGAAGUGAAAGCCACUGCUGGAGAGACUCAUCUUGGAGGUGAAGACUUUGAUAAUAGAUUGGUGAAUUACUGUGUCGAGCAAUUCAAGAGGAAGACAAAUGCAGACCUUGCUGGAAACUCUAGAGCUCUUAGGAGGUUGAGAAAUGAAUGUGAGAAGGCAAAGAGGAGGCUUUCAUUUUCGGCUACAACUGAGAUUGAAAUUGAUUGCUUGGAUAAAGACAACGAUUUUUAUGUGACCAUUACACGUGCCAAAUUCGAACAACUGAACAUGGAUUUCUUCAACAAGUGUAUGGAGCCUGUGGAGAAGUGUUUGAGGGAUGCAAACUUGGAUGUAGACAGUGUUGAUGAUGUUGUUCUUGCUGGUGGCUCUUCCAGAAUUCCAAAGGUGCAGCAACUUUUAGAGAAUGUGUUCAGGGGAAAGGAGCUAUGUAAGGGCAUUAAUCCUGAUGAGGCAAUAGCAUAUGGCGCUGCUGUUCAAGCUGCGGUGUUGAGUGGAUAUGAGAUUGAGAAACUUCAAGAUUUCACUCUCUUGGAUGUAAUCCCUCUAUCACUUGGGGUUGAGAUUAGGGUGCCGAGUACAGGUGAUGAACAUUGUAUGCAGGUUGUGAUUCCAAGAAACACCAGAGUUCCCAUAAAAGUGAACAUCACAUUGUGGACUACGUAUGACAACCAAGUUGAAGCUGUAUUUGGAAUCUACGAGGGUGAGAGCUCAACAACCUUAAAUAAUAACUUUUUGGGUAAAUUUGUUCUUCAGGGCAUUCCUCCAGCUCCUGCUGGAUGUGUUAGCUUCGAUGUUUGCUUUGAUAUGGAUGCAAAUGGCAUUCUAAGUGUGUCUGCUCAGGAUACGUGUACCGGCCAGAAGAAAGGGAUCACUAUCAUCAGUAAGAAACAGUGAAGAAAUAUUUAAGGGCAUUGAAGUUUUGCUUGUACCAGAAAUUAAUGUGUUGGUAUUUGGUAAU